UAUCCUUCAUUAUUAUGCACAUAAAUGAUGCGCUCCAGAUGUGCCACGGCAUAACCAACCUAUAACUGAGCCGGAUGAAAACAACAAAACAAAAAGUGGAGAGCUCAAGUCACUGUGUCUGUUAUCUCCAUCGGCUAAACCAACCAACACACCUGUGUGUCUGACUUGUACACUACAGGCAAUGGGCAGAUGCUGCAAAUGCAACGGGAGACUGCUGUGCAUGUGCCUGCUGCCUUGCAUGAUGACCGGCCACCUUCUGAUUUAUGUCAUGGUGUCUAUAUUCGUCACCAUCUCCUACACUCCUCCAAAAAUAAUCAUCCACUAUAUUGCCCCGGGGAGUUCUCCUAACUCUUCCGUGUUGGCCUCUCAUCCUCUUGGCCCUUUCUGGAACCUCCGUCUGGAGGACAGCGCACUGUGGAACCAGCUGCAGCAUGCUUGGGACCGCCAGCACAAUCCGAUACUGCGAGGAAACAUGACAGGGACGAUGAGUACGACAAAAGUAAAGCUUUUAACAGAAAUCGAAGAUGAGUGCCUUUCCGACUGCGUGUCACGCAAGUGCACAGUCCCUCGUAUGCAUGAUUUAAACAGCUUGCCAGAACAAAUGAAGGCAUUUAUCUGGUCAAUGCACUGCAGGGAGUAUCCCCUCCUUAUCAAUCAGCCUGGUAUGUGCAGGAGGAACAAUGGCAGCUUUGGGCUGGAUUCUCCCAUGCUCAUCAUGGCCAUCAAAUCUCAAGUGGGAAACUUCGAAAACAGGCAGGCUAUCCGUGAAACGUGGGGACGCAGUGGGCUGGUGAAGGGGGAAUUCAAUAAGAAAGGCGGAUUAGUGCGCACAGUGUUUCUACUUGGAAGACAGGAUUCAAGCACAGGUCCUCACCCAGACCUCAAAAACCUCCUGGAGCUUGAGAACCAGAAAUACGGGGACAUCCUGCAGUGGGAUUUCAGAGACACUUUCUUCAACUUGACCCUAAAGGACCUGCUGUUCUGGCACUGGCUCCAGCAAUACUGCCCCACUGCUCUCUUUGUGUUCAAAGGGGAUGAUGAUGUCUUUGUUCGAACAGGUGCCCUGCUGGAUUACCUGCACAGGCAGUGGGAGGAGCACAACCUGUGGAGAGCCUAUACAAAUGAAUCUGACAUAGAUUUCAAUUUGUUUGUGGGGGAUGUAAUCAACAAUGCAAUGCCAAACCGUGAGCCAUCCACUAAGUACUACAUACCAGAACGUUUCUACAAAGGUGGCUACCCACCGUACGCUGGUGGAGGAGGGGUGGUGUAUUCCGGUUCACUUGCAUUACGGUUGAAAGAGGUGUCUGAGAGGGUGCGCCUCUUCCCAAUAGAUGAUGUGUAUCUGGGCAUGUGCCUGCACAGACUCGGGCUCUCUCCCAGCCACCACCCAGGUUUUUUAACAUUUGAUCUCCCAGGGACAGACAGGGGCAAUCCCUGUUCUUACAAGUCUGUCCUGCUCGUUCAUAGACGGAGUCCUAAAGAGAUGCUGACACUAUGGAAGCAGCUCCAGAAUCUGCCAGGUCAAUGCUGAGGCUCAUUUGCCAACCAAAUAGGAUUCGUGGAGUACCACCACACUAAUUUGGAAAACGUGUAUCUUCGUGACUGUAUCUUCAUGUUAAGCUGGCGGGACCCUGUGACGGUCACAUGUAAUGCACUGUACCUCUUCUCCAAAGCUUCAAAGAGUGACGUAACACUGAGGAGGAGACUGAUCUACCUCAAAGGCUGCUGUUAUUAUGAGGGCAUUACACCGUAAGGGCGCGUACAUGGUACUUUUUAAAACUGAUACAGGUAUGUAUUUGUACCCUUUCAAUGUAAAAGUUUUAUUUUACUACCUUUGAAAGAAAUUAUGAUAUUGUGCAUGCUGUUUCAAAACGAUUGAAAAGAUUAGUCUAGGCAUGUUUGUGAGACGUUCACUGGUGAAUGUUCAUUUCUGUUCUCGCUUCUUUAAAUCAUGUUUUUUUUUUAAGUCAGCAGAUCAGACUAAGAAUACAUAUUUAAAUUUCUCACAAUUUUUAAAUGCAACUGAUCUUGAUGAAACUGAUUUUUAACUUAAAUAAUGAUGAUUAUUCCUAGCAAUGCUUGACUUUUACAGUGGUUAGCUAAGGAGGGUGCAGUGUA
This is a messenger RNA of Chelmon rostratus (copperband butterflyfish), 2118 nucleotides long. Its product is annotated as N-acetyllactosaminide beta-1,3-N-acetylglucosaminyltransferase 2. Gene Ontology annotation, molecular function: hexosyltransferase activity. Gene Ontology annotation, cellular component: membrane. Lineage: Eukaryota; Metazoa; Chordata; Actinopteri; Chaetodontiformes; Chaetodontidae. The record is from RefSeq and is a predicted model, not a curated record. The transcript is spliced from 2 exons. The coding region runs from base 182 to 1531 and encodes 449 amino acids.